AUGGUUUCCAGUUUUGUUGUCGUGGUGGUGCAGCCCGUGACGAUGGUGAAAAACGGGCUUUGGCCUGUGGAAGCCGUGGUAUACCUUUUCCACUUGGGUGCUUCGGUGACGCUCAUAUGCCAGUUCAACGGGGUCCCAUUGCGGUACCACGGCGUGGAAGUGGUGGUUCUGUUGGCGAUGGCGGGAUGUUUCUUGCUGGGGGUUGUUUUGGGGAAGCCGGGAAAAUUGGAAAAAUCGUCUGACGUCGAAAGCACCGUCACUGUGUGUCUGGAGCAGCUUUCGCUCAACAAGGCCCAUGAAAAACCCGAUGUCGCCAACAAGGCGAGCCAGAAAACACUCGUUAAUCGGGAAGCCUCGGGAAGCACGCUUCGAAGCGACAACAGCGAGCCGGAAAUGGUGUCCAAAGCCAUGGCACUGAACUCGCUUGAAGACUACUGUGAGCACAACUGGAUGAGCCCACAGUUGGACUAUUCGCUGGUUCCUCUGCUCAAUGGCCCGGAAAACAGCGUCCAUCGUCUGAAGCUGGUGAGCCAGCUCCAUGUGAACAAACGGCUGCCGAAAAAACGCAAGUGGCAGCUGAUCCACGACGAGAAGGUGUUUUUGCUGAGCGUGAGUGAAAAUCUCCUUCCGUCGGUGCUCAAGCUGAGCGAAAGCCCGAUCCAGGCCAGCAAACGGAGUAUGGAGAAUUUCAGGGCUUCUGGAGAGUUCGACGGCAGCCCCGUCCGGACCCAGUACCACACGCCUCGAGCCUCGCCGAGUCGAGAAUCGUUCGAGAAAGCAAAAUCCACUUUUGACCGCCACAGCGCUAUAUUGGAAGGCCCCGACCGCCACAGCGCCAUCAUGGAGGGCCUAGAGGAGAUCCCCACGGCGCAGGCGCCGCCCUGGACGAAGCAGGGCACGGGACUUCGGCUGAUUCUGCUUCAGGACUGGGAACGCAACAAGCAGUGGUUUGCGCCGGGCAGUUUCCACGACGGGGUGGAUUAUGAAAAUUUCGGCAGGGCCGGCGAAAGCGACAAGGAAGAUUUUGAUAAUUUCGGCAAAUCCAGAGACGAGGUGACUUUUGAUAAUUUCGGCAAAUCCAGAGACGAGGUGAAUUUUGAAAAUUUCGGCAAAUCCAGAGAUGAAGUGAAUUUUGAAAAUUUCGGCAAAUCCAGAGAUGAGGAUUUUGAAAAAUUCAACAAGUCCACCGAGGUCUUCCCAGAAACUGUGGACCGCCUUGGUGACCGCCUUGACCGUCUCACAGUAACCGAAAAAGACAGACCUUCCAGCAUCCUCCUGGGGGCACCCUCCCUCCACACAUACAGACGAAACUCCGAAGGCUCCAACCGCCGCCUGGUGUACGCCCAGGAGCUGCUUGAAAACGCCCUCACCCACUGCGUCACUCCGACUGCAAGGGUGCCUGAGCUCCCCAGUAUCCAGUCGACCAACUCGUCGCCAAUCAAAAGGGUAAUGGGAAUGUUCCGCCGGCGGGGCCUGGAGGCCGAGUUCGCCGGGCCAAACUACAGUUUCGGCUACCACAAGCACAACGACCUGGUUGCAAAUUCCACCAUUUCCCACCCGAUUCUGGUGGCCUCGGGCAAAUCGUCGUCCGGGCUGCCCCGAAAAGCCAUUAAAUCGUUUUUGAAGCUGCACAAGUCCGGAAGCAGCUUCACGUAUACCCCCCACAAUCCUCCGCCUGUUCCUCCAGCACCUCCGCCAAUUCCCAUUUUGUUCAACAUGCCCAAAGACCCGCUCUUUCGCCACAGCACCGAGCUCAUGCAGCCGUUCCGGGUCCCCUCUGACGAGUGGGACAUGAGCGAGGCCACGGCUCUGGACCAGCUGAGGGUGAGCAGUUUGCCGAGUGCUAUUAUUGGGGAGUACGAUAAGGAGAAGUGGCGGAAGUUGAAGGAGUUGGAGGAAGCCAGUGAGGCCUUCAAGGCCGAGCUGGCUGAGGCGGCAGUGGACGUUUAA
Molecule: messenger RNA, 1950 nt
Organism: Candidozyma pseudohaemuli
Lineage: Eukaryota; Fungi; Ascomycota; Pichiomycetes; Serinales; Metschnikowiaceae
Exons: 1
Coding region: 1-1950 (649 amino acids)
Source: RefSeq, a predicted model, not a curated record